Molecule: messenger RNA, 954 nt
Organism: Phycodurus eques (leafy seadragon)
Lineage: Eukaryota; Metazoa; Chordata; Actinopteri; Syngnathiformes; Syngnathidae
Gene: ccdc172
Product: coiled-coil domain containing 172
Exons: 9
Coding region: 58-954 (298 amino acids)
Cellular component (GO): cytoplasm
Source: RefSeq, a predicted model, not a curated record
ACCAGCAUUAGCUUUUAAAGUCAACUCCCUUAUUUUGGGACAAAUAUUGAGACACUUAUGAAUUUUAAAACCGGUGAAAAUGCAAUUUUUGCCCAAUUUGUUUUUAAAUCCCAGGAUGAAACUUUCAUAAACUCCUUCAUCGUGAUCCUAUUUUCAAAAGCUCUCCUCACAUCCACGAUGAGUUUGGACAAACUCUUUCACCAAAUCCUCCGGGCAGAACAACACUUCAGUGAGCAGACUCAGAAGUUGAAAGAAGUGAAAGCAGCCAUCAUCAGAAGCAACUCUCAGUUGAAAGCUACCACAGAAACGUACCAGAAGACCACUGAAGAACUUGAAGUGAAGGACCUGCAGUUGUCUGCGAUGAGGGUGCAGUGGGACUUGAUGAAGAAAUGUAAUGAGCAGAUAUCCCAGAAAAGCGAGGAGCUCCUCGGCGACAAAGCUCACCUCCAAGAACGUCUGGCAAGGAUGAAGACGACGUUGAAGGACAAGGAGCGAGAAUUCCUGCAGGAGAUAUCCAGCUUCAACUGUGAUUUCAGUCUCUGCGGGAGCACAGAGAUGAGCGGCCAUACGCUCGCGGACAUCCUCAACCUGGACAUGGAGGUGGACUCUUUGUACAAAGACUCAGUCAUGGAGGAGAUGAUCCAGAGUAACUGUCAAGUUAGCGACUUACUGAAACGGAAAAGGAGUCUCCAGCUUGAACUGCAGGCCCUCAAAAGCGUACACGCAGACUUGGAGCGGGAGCUGAGCGAGGCCAAAGAAAUGACAGCAGUUCUGCGGGCCGAAAGCCACGCUGCCGGUCAGAAGGCUUUCACGGACAGCGCCGUAGUCACGCUGAGGAAGGAGCUGGAGAUGCACCAAGAGGGGGACAUGGAACUCCUGCUGGAGACCCUCAAGAUGGAAGUACAACACCUCCAGAGCAAGGUGGACAGCCGGAAGGGCGGCGAGAAGACUUAG